This is a messenger RNA of Cladophialophora immunda, 3294 nucleotides long. RefSeq lists its product as uncharacterized. Bases 522 to 3083 code for a protein of 853 amino acids. The record is from RefSeq and is a predicted model, not a curated record. NCBI's taxonomy places the organism in Eukaryota, Fungi, Ascomycota, Eurotiomycetes, Chaetothyriales, Herpotrichiellaceae. The transcript is spliced from 2 exons. Gene Ontology annotation, cellular component: trans-Golgi network; Golgi membrane. Gene Ontology annotation, molecular function: serine-type endopeptidase activity. Gene Ontology annotation, biological process: protein processing.
CUGGAACAGCCCGCGGCUUAAUAUUUUCAGAUCUGACAUGCCGAGAGCCACCUGUGGCUGAGGAUUAUUUUGCCUUUCAUACUUUCUACGACCCUGAAAGGACUGUUAACCCUGUUCAAAUAUUCGAUGGCUGCCAUGAACCCCUAAUGAAGGCAUAACUACACUCCUUCGCUUUGUCUUUGCGCCAUUCUUUGAUCUCCCGCCAGUCAUCAAUUUGACUGCGACCAUCACAACGUCGACGUAACAUCAGCAGUGUCGGACCGUCAGUCUGUCCUACGUUUCACGAAUCUUUCACCUGCGACCAUUGCCUACGUACUUUACGUCCACCGGAUCGACCGUAUUCUCUUCUAUCCCCUUUGCCGCCGAGCGAAAUUUUGAAUCUUCGAAGACUGCGCUUUCUUGAACGAGUCGAGUCGAUUUGCCCGCUCCGAGGCCUGCAACAUCUUUCAUACAUUGGACGCCGGCAGUCCCUAUUCCUGUGAGGCAUGCCUGGCGCUAUAGGGUGACUGCGCUUUACUCAUAUGAUCAUGCGGUUGCCAGCAUGGCUUCCGCUCUUCCUCCUGGCUGGGUUGGCUCAAGCAAAACCGCGCGACCAUGAACGGAAUGACUAUUUUGCCCUCCACCUCCACCCGUCCACAGUCCCUCAGGAGGUUGCCCGUCGAUUAGGGAUACAAUUUGAAGGCCAGAUCGGGGAAUUAGCGCAUCACUAUGCUUUUUCAUGCUUGAAGGACUCGUGUCAAGAAUUGGAGCAUUCAUUGCAAGAAUUACGGAGGCGGAAGAAGCGAAGGCGACGUUCUUUGGAUAAUAGAGCGGCACUAGCUUCGGACGGACAAAUAUACCAUGAUUUGACCGGUGUUCUCUGGUCAGAGAAGCAAGAGUUGAGGCAUCGCCAUGUCAAGCGGAUCCCCCCGCCACCACUUCCUGCCGUUCGUGUACCUCAAGACGCCGCGGACUCAAACUCGGGUGAAUCGGCGGACCAAGCGCAACAAGAGGCUAUUCAGCGCUUGAACACCAUCGUGGAGACACUGGAUAUCAAAGACCCUAUCUUCAAGGAGCAAUGGCAUUUGUUUAAUCCUCUACAGCUGGGCCACGACUUGAACGUCACUGGUCUUUGGCUGGAGGGCAUCACCGGCAAUGGUACCAUUUCUGCAGUUAUCGAUGACGGGCUGGACUUGUACAGCAAUGACCUUAAGGAUAACUAUUAUGCCGAGGGUUCGUGGGACUUUAAUGAUAACUCUCCCGAACCGAAACCGCGACUUUUCGACGACAAACAUGGUACACGCUGUGCGGGAGAGAUUGCCGCUGUCAGAAAUAACGUCUGUGGGGUCGGGAUGGCAUAUGACAGCAAAGUCGCUGGCAUUCGGAUUUUAUCAAAACCCAUCACCGAUGAAGACGAGGCGAUAGCCAUAAACUACCACUACCAGGACAAUCAGAUCUAUUCCUGUUCUUGGGGUCCACCGGACGAUGGUGCAACCAUGGAAGCCCCAGGUCUUCUCAUUCAACGAGCCAUGGUCAACGGGAUUCAGAACGGCCGAAACGGCCUCGGGUCUGUUUUCGUCUUUGCGGCCGGCAACGGAGCAGCGAGUCAGGACAACUGCAAUUUUGAUGGUUACACAAACAGUAUUUACAGCAUCACUGUCGGAGGUAUCGACCGUGCUGGAAACCAUCCCUACUACUCCGAAGCUUGCUCAGCACAGUUAGUUGUGACUUACAGCUCUGGUCACCAGGAUGCAAUUCACACCACCGAUGUUGGGGCCGACAAGUGCUACAAUGGCCAUGGCGGGACAUCCGCUGCAGGGCCGCUUGUCGUUGGUACGGUAGCCCUUGCACUCAGCGCUAGACCAGACCUUUCCUGGCGAGAUCUGCAGUACCUUUGUGUUGAGACCGCCAUCCCUAUACACGAAGACGACGGGAGCUGGCAGAAUACGACGAUCGGAAAGAGAUUCAGCCAUGUCUACGGAUAUGGCAAGGUCGACGCAUAUAGAUUCGUUGAGGCUGCUAAGACGUGGGAAACCGUGAAGCCACAAGCUUGGUUUCACUCUCCCUGGCUCUCCGUUCAGCAUAAGAUCCCAGAGGGCGAGCAGGGACUGGCUGCAAGUUUCGAAGUCACAGAGGAGAUGCUGAAGAAGGCCAACCUAGAAAGGCUCGAACAUGUCACUGUGACUAUGAAUGUUGAUCACACCAGGAGAGGCGAUCUGAGUGCAGACCUCAUCAGUCCUAGCGGUUUGGUCAGUCAACUCGCGACCACCCGUGGUCCAGACGGAGCUGCGGAAGGGUAUGAUGACUGGACAUUCAUGUCAGUUGUUCAUUGGGGCGAGUCUGGGAUUGGCAAUUGGACCGUCAUUGUCAAAGACUCUCAGCAGAAUGAAUUCAACGGAACGUUCAUCGACUGGCGUCUCAAUUUAUGGGGCGAGUGUAUCAAUCCCCAAAUUCAAACGCUGCACCCACUUCCCGAUGAGCAUGACGACGACCAUGAGACAGCCACCGCCAUUGUUAGCACAACCAGUGUGGAACCUGGCACUCCAGCUACUGGGCUUCCGACUACACCUACCGACCAUAUUGACCGGCCUACUAAGCCUAAGCCUUCCGGCGCAACAGAUUCUGUGGUCAUUGUCACAGCGACUAACACGGUCUCUGUACCUGCUGCAACAGCGACUGUGACCGGUGAGCCCACCGAGGCAUAUUCAGAUGGCUUUCUUCCCUCCUUUUUCCCUACAUUUGGUGUAUCGAAGCGGACCCAAAUUUGGAUUUACGGGUCAAUCGUGUUGAUCAUUCUCUUCUGCGUGGGCCUGGGGGUAUAUUUCUUGGUCCAGCGGAGGAAAAGACUCCGAAAUAAUCCUCGCGAUGCAUACGAGUUUGAGAUGGUUGGUGAUGCCGAUGAGGAUGAGCAACAAGGCUUGACCACACGUGGAGGUCGAGGGAAGGGAAGAGCUCGACGAGGCGGCGAGCUGUAUGAUGCAUUUGCGGGCGAGAGCGAUGACGAUCUCUACAGUGAUGAAGAAACAUAUCAAGACACCCCAAGUAACGACACGGGAACGGGAUCGAGGUCUGGGAGCUCUGAAGGCAAGGAAAGGGAGAAAUAAAACAAAGUGCAAGGGAAGGGGGCGUUCCAGGAUCAUGGCACGCGAUGGGCUGCGGACGCACGAGGCAUUCUGGGCAUCCGUCAGACCGCCAGCCUUUUUACCUGUACAGAAAUCUAUCCUUAUGACGGGUGCAUUCAUCCAUCAGCAUAAAUCUUGCUAGCCGGGUCGUAAAAUACUAGAAGUGGCACAGUUCUGACACAGGAUGCAGCUG